CUGGGAGCCUCCCACUGCGCGCCUUACUAGCAAGAGCUACAAUGGAGGGAGCCUCCCUUCUCUUCUGCCUAUCUUGCUAUUCGUCUCCGUGCUUCAGGCCUAAUUUUAAUCUAUCUUCCCACAUUUCUGGAAUAUGCCGGUUUCCGGCUAGCGCAGCCGUUCCGUACGUUAAAGAUUCCGUGCCACACCUCUGCGCUCAAGCCUCGCUUCGCGCUUCUACUUCUUUUCUCGAAAAUUCUGUGACUGGAGAGAGCGAUUCUAUUUCAACUUCUUCCAAAGAAAUAAUACCCAAGGUCGACAAGACCGGGAGGCUUUGUAGCCCCAGAGCUGCCAGAGAGCUCGCUUUGUCAAUUGUUUAUGCAGCUUGUUUAGAAGGCUCCGACCCAGUUCGGCUCUUCGAGAAGCGGUUGAAUGCCCGGAGAGAACCGGGAUAUGAAUUUGACAAGGCAUCAUUGAUGGCAUAUAAUCAUAUGAGCUUUGGGGGCCCGCCAGUUACUGUGGAAACAGCUGAAGAGGCAGAUGAGCUUUUACGUAAAGAUGAAAAGGAUUUUGCAAUUGAAGCAGCAAUCCUUGCGGCCCCACCAAAGAUGGUCUACAGCAAACUCAUUUUACGGUUUUCACGCAAACUUUUGGUUGCAGUUGUGGACAGAUGGGAUAAUCACGUGCUUAAAAUUGAAAAUGUCAUUCCUUCAACUUGGAAGAGCAAGCCAGCAGGACGGAUUCUGGAACUUUGUAUUCUUCACCUGGCUAUGUCUGAAAUAACGGUUGUUGGAACAAGACGUCAGAUUGUCAUUAACGAGGCCAUUGAUCUUGCAAAACGAUUCUGUGAUGGAGCAGCCCCUCGUAUUAUUAAUGGGUGCCUAAGGACCUUUGUGAAGGACAUUAAAGAAAUUGAUUCAACUUAUGCUCGAGAGAAGCAAGAAGUAGCCGGUGCACGACUCUGAACUUUUGGGGUGCCUUAGGAACUUUGGAAGGACAUAAAAAAACUUGAGUCAACUCAUGCCCAAGAGAAGCACGAAGUGCCUCUGAAGUCUGAGCUUUUGGGGGUACGGGGCGGAUAUUAAACAUGUUGCUGUUAACAGCAGUCAAAGUGAAGUGAGUUUAAUGAUCUCAUACUUGGUGCGAGGAUGCCGCAAACCACCAGUAAGGGUUUGCUUUUUCACCUGCAGGCGUGGGGAUGUGCUCAUUUCUGUUAUAUUCAUAGAGUUGAGUAAUAGUUUAUGAUGUGUGAUAGAACAAGUUGUCAGAUUGAUCUAGCAUUACAUGUUAUCAUAUACGUCCUAUAUGAACUUACGUUACUUUGAAAUUUGAAUUUAAAAUUGUCUUAAAGAUGGUGUUGGCCUGGUGGAUAAGAAAUUAGAGGGCACUUCCCUUCCAUGAAAAAUGUAAUUGGAGUAUGGAGUUUAAGAUGUGUAAAUUUAUCUAGGAAGGUUGUUCAUGCAAAAGACUUCCAUUUUAUUGUUGAUA
This is a messenger RNA of Momordica charantia (bitter melon), 1467 nucleotides long. Its product is annotated as antitermination NusB domain-containing protein. Gene Ontology annotation, biological process: regulation of DNA-templated transcription; DNA-templated transcription termination. Gene Ontology annotation, molecular function: RNA binding. NCBI's taxonomy places the organism in Eukaryota, Viridiplantae, Streptophyta, Magnoliopsida, Cucurbitales, Cucurbitaceae. Gene Ontology annotation, cellular component: chloroplast. The record is from RefSeq and is a predicted model, not a curated record.